CUUUUUGCAAUCAACCCAACUCUCUUUGUUCACCUUCCACCUUUCGCACACACCCUUAUUUGCGGCCAUGCUCGAAUACUUUACCUACAAAAAGUUCAAGAACAACCGCGACAAGAAGAAGGCGGCACAGGUCGAUGCUACGCCACCAAAGUCCCCAAUCUUGAACAGUGCCGCGACACCCAAGUCCCCCAUCUUGAACGAUGAAGAUGAGGCCUUCCUUGAGCGCAUCACGUCCGAAGAAGCGCCACCUCCGCUUCCCAAGCGACCCGACGUCACUCCCAACAAUGGUCAACGAACGAAGUCAAAGGACGCACAGACUGCGUUAAUGGAUGGCGCAGAUCAGAUUCCCUUGCCUACAUCACCGCCGGCGACACCUGGUGAUGCGCAAGCAUUGGAAGAGAAGAACAACAAGAAGCGUGUAGGCUACUGGUCCUUUGUAACGGAUAUCCCCAAGCGCGCAAAGAGCAAGCGUCAGACCCAAGCAGCCACCGAUCUUGCCGCUGCCGCUGAGACUGUCAAGAAGGGCGAGAGCGCCAUACCCAAGGUCGCGGUCACGACCAACGAAGGCGAGGUUCAGAAAGAGGAGCAAGACCUGACGGCCGUACUGGAUCAGCUUAAUCUGGCCGCUGUCAACAACCGAGUGUUCAGUUUCUCAAAGGAGUCACAAGAACUGCUUGAAAAAUUCAAGCAAGUGCUUAAAGACCUGGUCAACGGAGCGCCGCACGCCUACGACGACCUCGAGAAGCUGCUGAAGAACUCCGAUGAUCAGCUCUCCAAGAUGUACGGAUCGUUGCCUCCGUUCUUGCAGAACCUCGUCAAGCAACUGCCGACCAAGAUGACGGCGGCACUGGCUCCCGAGCUCCUUGCGGCUACGGCCGAGAAGCCUGGUUUCGACGCUUCGCAUUUGAAUGAAGGGGAUGCGAGAGGCGGAGACAAGAAGAAGAAGAAGAAGAGCAAUUGGACGCGUGUUCCGCCUCUCAAGAAGCUCGUUUCCGAACAGGGUGCGGUUGCUGCCAUGCUCCGCAGUAUCCUCAACUUCCUCAAGCUGCGCUUCCCAGCCCUUGUUUCCGGUACCAAUGUGUUGAUGAGCUUGGCGGUCUUCCUUCUCCUAUUCGUCUUCUGGUACUGCCACAAGCGUGGCCGUGAAGUCCGCCUUGCCAAGGAGGCCGAAGCUCAUAGCGCGGCGAGCUCGCAGUCCAAUCUCAACAAGAGCGCCUCGUCUUCUGAUGUCGACGAAACCAUCCUCACGCCCGGUGCGCGCAAUGCUCGAAGCACGGAGCCACCAAUCACCAUUCACGAAUCUCCAGCGACGGAAGAUUAUUCUGGUGCUACGGUCAGAGAUCUACCCUCUGUCUUGGACUUGCCGGACCCGAAGACUGUGCCUCUUCCAAAGGAGAAGUAGUCGGGCACAAUAUGAUACCCUUUUUGCUCUCAAUACCGAGUUGGCUUAGAUUGAAAACUGGAGUUGCCAUGGAUGGAUCAGGGACGGCGCGGAUGGAUCACGAUAACGAAAGCGACGAUUGCUUUAAUGAUAGCGGGACAAGCGAGUUGGUCUUUCGUGCUGGUUUAGGUUUUUGCAUUGCUUUUUGGGUCGUAAGGAUACCUUAGAUACUGAAACAUCAC
Messenger RNA from Aplosporella prunicola CBS 121167, 1623 nucleotides. RefSeq lists its product as uncharacterized. The record is from RefSeq and is a predicted model, not a curated record. The transcript has 3 exons. Bases 68 to 1402 code for a protein of 444 amino acids. NCBI's taxonomy places the organism in Eukaryota, Fungi, Ascomycota, Dothideomycetes, Botryosphaeriales, Aplosporellaceae.